GAGUGUGUAGGCGCAGAGCAUCGAGCGACUUGGCGGCGCCACCGGCCGCCGGCCACUUGUCACGCCUGCAUGGCCGUACUCCGUAGCGCGCGUUCGCCGAUCAUCAGUAGACCUUGCUGCAAGAACAGUUCAUAGUUCAAGUUCCAAAUCUGUUUAUCAGGUUCUCCAGGUCAAUUUGGAAACAUGGCACCCAAAACUGAAUCAUUGCCAAAGGAAAAUGUUGAAGAACCGUCGCGAGGAAUCAAUGCCGUGUUGUUGGGACCACCCGGUAGUGGAAAAGGCACUCAGGCACCUAUGUUGAAAGAACGCUACUGUGUUUGCCACCUUUCCACUGGAGACAUGUUGAGAGCGGAAAUUCAAUCGGGUUCUGCUCUUGGAGCUGAACUAAAAAAAGUUAUGGAUGCCGGAAAACUCGUCAGCGAUGAUUUGGUUGUCAAUAUGAUUGAUAAAAAUCUUGAAAAGCCCGAGUGCCAGCGUGGAUUCCUCUUGGAUGGUUUCCCACGAACUGUUCCACAAGCAGAGAAGUUAGAUGAGAUGCUGGAAAAAAAGAAAACAAAGCUUGAUGCUGUCAUUGAGUUUGGCAUUGAUGAUAACUUGUUGGUUAAGAGAAUAACUGGUCGCUUGAUUCAUCCGGCUAGUGGGAGAUCCUAUCACGAAGAAUUCGCGCCACCAAAAGUUGCUAUGAAAGAUGACAUAACUGGUGAGCCACUGAUUAAAAGAUCUGAUGACAAUGCUGAAGCUCUUAAAAAACGUCUUGCUUCAUAUCACUCUCAAACUCAGCCACUUGUUGACUACUAUGCUCUUCGUGGCAUCCAUAAUUAUGUGAAUGCUGCCAAGUCUAGUGAACAAGUAUUCAAAGAUAUAGACACUAUCUUUCUUACUGCUAUUACUGCGGACCAAAAGAAGGGUUUCUUCAGCAGACUCUUUUCUUAAAAGUGUUAAAAAAUCUCUCUGACAUCAGCAACGUAUGCUUUUUCCACAGAAGAACGAUUUCUAUUUACUAGUUUUUUAUUCUUUUCAAAUACUGCCUCUCUGAAAGUAAAGGUAACUUAGCGUUUGCGAGACCACAAUGAUUUGAGUAUACAUAUAGGCGUAUAUAUUUACAAACGCUCAUAUAUUUUUUACAAUGCUUUUUUGAAAUUUACUUUAGAAUUAUACUUUACAAACAGGUGCUAUUGCACUGGACAUGCAUCAAUUUAAAUGUAAAACUUAAGCUGUGUAUAUAGUAUGUAUACAAAAGUUAUAUUCUUUUUUAUGAGUCUACUUUGGUGAUCAAUGAAUUUUUUUGUUAUUUGUUUUACGCACAAAGUUGAUAUUGUUUAAGCUUCCUUGGAAUCGUCCAAUGUAAAUGUUUUUCAAAACAAAACGUUGCUGUACUUUCAGGCAGGUGGGGUAGCUUCUGUCAGGUAUGCACAUUAGCAUCGGUUUGAAAUCACACUUCGCUGUUUAGUACAUAGGUGAAGGCCAUAAUAUAUUGACGACUCGCCUAAUCGUUUUUGAGAAAACGAUAUUUAUCAGAUCAUAGAUGUGAUUGUACAGUACUAUUUUAGAUAAACCAUACGAUAAUAAAAGCUAUAUUUCUGUUAUUAAAGUCAUCGCGCCGAGUCUGUAUAUUUGUAGCCUAAUACGAUCGUCAAGUGUAAAAAGGGUUAAAUAAAGUUUAUCGUUCAUAUAGUAAAGUGA
Molecule: messenger RNA, 1683 nt
Organism: Nasonia vitripennis (jewel wasp)
Lineage: Eukaryota; Metazoa; Arthropoda; Insecta; Hymenoptera; Pteromalidae
Gene: Ak2
Product: adenylate kinase
Exons: 5
Coding region: 184-933 (249 amino acids)
Biological process (GO): ADP biosynthetic process
Cellular component (GO): cytoplasm; mitochondrion
Molecular function (GO): AMP kinase activity; ATP binding
Source: RefSeq, a predicted model, not a curated record